Messenger RNA from Guyanagaster necrorhizus, 1479 nucleotides. RefSeq names its product cytochrome P450. The coding region runs from base 1 to 1479 and encodes 492 amino acids. NCBI's taxonomy places the organism in Eukaryota, Fungi, Basidiomycota, Agaricomycetes, Agaricales, Physalacriaceae. The record is from RefSeq and is a predicted model, not a curated record. The transcript has 10 exons. Gene Ontology annotation, molecular function: iron ion binding; heme binding; oxidoreductase activity, acting on paired donors, with incorporation or reduction of molecular oxygen.
AUGGCUCUGUUGUCUGUGGCCAAUUUUCUUGCUUUGGGGGCCUUUGCAUGGGUUUUCAUCUCUCUCCUACGCGGGACACGCUCGGGUCCAAUUCCUCCGGGCCCAAGGCGACUGCCUAUCAUUGGUAAUUUGCUUGAUAUGCCCACAGAACGAGAAUGGGUAACGUGGGCAGAGUGGGGGAAAAGAUAUGGAGGAAUAUCUUCGGCGACUGUGCUAGGGCAGACAAUCAUUGUCUUGAAUUCAUAUAAUGUUGCCAAGGAACUACUCAACAAUCGUUCUGCGAGAUAUUCGGAUAGGCCUCCGAUGUCAAUGCAUAUCCUCUCUGGAUGGGGCGAUAUAGUUCUCGUUCUGGGGUACGGAUCUGCCUUCCGUGCACAGCGCAAGCUAUUCCACAAGCUCCUGGGUACAAUGGAAAACCUUCAGCGAUUUUACUACAUAGAGGAUGAACAAACACGCAAAUUCUUAAAGGACGUCCUGCGAGAUCCGGAUCAUUGGGUUGAUCACGUUCACGAUGAUGUGGCAUCAAUCGUGCUCCGGAUCGCAUAUGGAUACACCAUCAGCAAAAACGACCCUUUAGUCGCUAAGUGCCGACAGAUAACCGCCGAGUUUCUACAAAUGGCUUCUCCCAAGUUCCUCGUGAACAAACUUCCAGCUCUUCGGCACCUACCUGAUUGGAUUCCAGGCGCGGGAUUCAAGCGACUCGCUAAGCGAUGGAACGCGAAUGUCCAAGAGAUGACGCUUCAGCCUUUCAAUUGGGUGAAGGAUCAGAUGGCCAAGGGUACUGCAGAAUAUUCCUACGUAUCUUCAAAUCUUGAAGAUGGCGAAGACGAGUUUGCGAUCAAAUGGACUGCAUCGACAAUCCAGACCGUCAUUUCUAUCAAGACCUUCUUCAAAGCCAUGACGAUGUUCCCUGAAAUACAGCAUCGCGUUCAGGCAGAAAUCGACUCGGUUACUGGCGGUGAAAGGCUUCCUACUCUUGCCGACCGGGACGAAGGGCGGCUUCCUUACACUCUCGCCGCGCUACAAGAAGUUUUCAGGUGGCAUUCCCCCAUACCGACUGGUUUCCCUCACCGGACGAUGGAAGACGAUACAUACAACGGUUACUUCAUUCCGAAGGGAUCGAUAGUCAUCUACAACAUAUGGCAAAUGUCUCGCGACCCAGAAUUCUAUCCUCACCCCGACGUCUUCGAUCCCACUCGUUUCUUGGGUCCGUCGCCCCAACUGGACCCUCGCGAGGUGACCUUCGGUUUUGGUCGUCGGAUCUGUCCAGGUCAACAUCUCGCAGAGGCAUCUAUCUUCUUGACAGUGGCGAGGUCGCUCGCAGCGUUCAACAUUACAAAAGCUCGCGACGAGAAUGGUGUCAUUCAAGAGCCUGUUCCGGGCCAAGUGUCAGGCGUUCUCAGUGAUACGUUGCCAUUCAACUGCGUGAUCAAGCCAAGAAGUGAAAAGGCCGUACAUUUAGUUAAUGAGGCAUUCUGA